GCACCAAAAUAUCCACCGCCGGCCUGGCCUGGCUGGCCUCUCUUUCCCGACGAUCCUCCCCAGUCUAGAGGCUUUGCACCAAUCGCCGGCGAGAGAUCAAACUGAAUCCCAAAAUUGAUCGGUGGGGAAGAUAUAAAUGGGAGAUCCGGACAAGGAAUGGGAUUUUUAUCUUCGGACCUUAUCCAGCAGUGCUAGAGACUCCAAUUUGGCCAGCGACCCCGCUUCCGAUCCGUCCCUCCUUAAUUCUGUGAGGAAGCUGUGCCAGUUGUGUAAAGCAGAGAAUUCGGAGGAUUUGGUUGCUAGGGUUUAUCCGCACUUUAACAAACUCUUUCAGCGCUCUGUGGCUUCGCUCCCUCAAUCUAAGUCCUCUUAUGGACUUCUCUUGCUGGAUAUUAUUCAGUUUUUCCUCGACUUUGGAGAGAUUGUUCUACAUGAUGCUGAUCCCAGUCUAAGGUCAUUUUUUCGCUCGUGCUUGAGUCGUGAAUUUGCAGAUCUAACUGUGGCAGAGGCAACCCUUCAUUUUCUGAAUGUCAACAAGAAAAGGCUUCUGGCUUCUUUUCCUGCCUUACUACCUCAAUUUUUUCCACUGUUACUUAAGCUGAUAGCCUGGAAUGGAGAAAAUAUUGCGUGUUAUAGUCAAAGCAAAUCAUUUUCUCGACUUGAUGAGUGGCUGGCUAACUUCUUAGCUCUCUUUUCCAGGUUACUGAAUUCAUUCUUAAAGGUCUUUCCUGAACUGAUAUCGCCUGCUUCAUUUCUUCCUCUAUUUCCGUCCUUAGUGGAUCUGCCAAUGUUGGUAGUGGCAUUGGAAAGGGUGGAGCGAAGUUCGGGUUCCCUUAUUGGGAGCAGUAUUGCCUCAAUCCAGAACACAACGGCUCCAGAGAUGUUACUGGCUCUGAUGGAUGAAGCUUAUACUGGUUCCACUAUAGGAGAUGGUGGGGCUGGCAGUGAAUCAGAGGACAUCAAUGCGAUUGAUUCUGCUGAUCCUUUGUUUCUAGAACUUCUGAAGGAUGAGAAUGACGGAUUAGCUGAGCGUCAUAGAACAUCUCCCAGUAUGGCUGCAGCAUUGCAGGCUGCAGUUAAUGUUCCUCAAACGGAUAGGCUGAAGCAAUCGCUCAAAAUAGGGCCUGCCCUUCUUGACGUGUACUGUGCUUUAGCAAUACGCGAUGUCAAUGAUUCUCUGAUCUGUGCCCUUAUCCCAUUGAUUAUGGCAAGAAAUGAUGUACUAUUUCCUGACAAAAAUUACUCCUACCAGGUUCGUAAAAGGCUUUUGGAGUUUAUGCUUGCAUCAUUUCAGCGUUCUCCAAAUUUUAUAGCUCUUCUGAAGAAACCUAUUAUGGACAGGCUUGGAGAAGCAUAUGACAGUUCUGCAAAGACAGAACUAGCAUUACAGUUGUGUUGGGCGAUCGGUGAACAUGGCGGCGGCGGUGCAUCUCACAAAGAUGCUGCACGCGAGCUUUUUGAGAAUCUGGAGCUACUUCUCUAUGAAAACCUAUCAUCUAGCCGGCUUGGCCUAAGGGAAUCCGCACUUGGAUCUGACAGCGAAAACUUGAGAAAGUCAUCACAAUCCAGGCUUCUGUGUUUCGUUGUAACAGCUAUCGCAAAGCUGGCCACACAUCACCAUGAAUUGUUACCAAGAGCUCGUGUGUCCUUAGGCAAGGCAUCUAGAUCUCGCAUCUCAGAUGUGAGGGUUUGGAGGCGUGCUCGAGAUUACCUAGGUUUGAUCGAUGAUCCUGCAAUAUCCUUGUCCGUCUUGGGGCCUUCACAAGGGCACGUGCAAAAGCCAGGAACUGUGAACUGGAGGGAUGGCGGCACCAAAAUGAUCGCACAUAUCCCCUUCUACCUCCUCGGCGAACAGGAAGGUUCCCCCUUCCACGACUUCUCAUUCUCUGAUAUAUUCCCGAGAACAUGAUGACUCUGCUGCCUCGUGCUUCUUGAAGGUGGAGAAGCCUCUGGAUAGCGUCUCUGUGAUUUCAAACUUAGUCUCGGAUUGCGAGUUGAUAUUGAUCUGGGUUUUCCCAUGUAGCGAAAGUUCCCCUUUUCUGUGUGCAUAUACAUGGAAUCCCUAAUUGCAGGCGACCUUUCUGGUUGAAACAUUUUUAAAUUUUUUUGCUUCAUAGAGUUCGUGAGCAGGUAAAUCGUUGAAUGUUGCUCUGCCAUUACACCAUACCUAGAAAGAACAUGUAGCUUCCAUCGUGUCGAAGAAUCGUAUUACUUAAUCAGUGGAUUCGAAUCCGAACACUCUUGUCUCAUACAUGAAUCUUUGAUUGUGAAAUUAAUAGUGC
This is a messenger RNA of Linum tenue, 2282 nucleotides long. The record is from the annotation of a GenBank genome assembly. Lineage: Eukaryota; Viridiplantae; Streptophyta; Magnoliopsida; Malpighiales; Linaceae.